GAGAAGGUGGGGUGGUGCGUGGUCUUUUCUGGUUACAAGGGGAAAGUGAUGCGGCCAGUAGGGACACUGCUAGUAGAUACAGAAACAACCUGAAGAAGUUCUUUACCGACAUUCGCAAUGAUAUCAAGCCUCGAUUUUUACCCAUCAUUGUUGUAAAAAUAGCUGGCUACGACACGUUUAUGGAGCAUGAUACUCAUGAUUUGCCAGCAGUAAGGGCAGCAGAAGAUGCAGUUCAACGAGAGCUACCGAACAUUGUGACCAUCGACGCCUUGAAAUUAGUGAACACUAUCACCGGGGAAGGCUUUAACUUGGAUCGUGGUCAUUAUAAUGUCAAGACUGAGAUUGCUUUGGGCAAAUGGUUGGCUGACACCUACCUCUCUCACUAUGGCCAAUUGCUCUGAUCCUAUUGGUUUUCUAUCUUUAAUAUCUCUUUAACAAUUUUAUAUUAUCUAUAUAAAAAUCAUCCUUACACCCUCUUUCAUA
This is a messenger RNA of Momordica charantia (bitter melon), 483 nucleotides long. RefSeq names its product putative carbohydrate esterase At4g34215. The record is from RefSeq and is a predicted model, not a curated record. Lineage: Eukaryota; Viridiplantae; Streptophyta; Magnoliopsida; Cucurbitales; Cucurbitaceae.